AUGUCAGUGGUGGGAUUUGACUUGGGUUUUCAGAGCUGCUAUGUAGCUGUAGCCCGAGCUGGAGGAAUUGAGACAGUUGCUAACGAAUACAGCGACAGAUGUACGCCGUCAUUUGUAUCAUUUGGUCCAAGAAAUCGAUCAAUCGGAGCAGCUGCAAAAAGCCAGGUGGUGACCAACUGUAAGAACACAGUGCAAGGCUUCAAGCGUUUCCAUGGCAGGGCGUUCUCAGACCCAAUUGUUCAGGCAGCCAAGUCCAACCUGGUGUACGACUUGGCACAGAUGCCUUCAGGAGCCACCGGUAUAAAGGUGCUGUACAUGGAGGAAGAGAGAGUAUUCAGUGUGGAGCAGAUAACCGGGAUGCUGCUGACCAAGCUGAAGGAGACGGCUGAAAGUGCACUGAAGAAGCCAGUUGUUGACUGCGUCAUCUCGGUACCAAGCUAUUACACUGAUGCGGAGAGGAGGUCGGUCAUGGAUGCAGCUCAGAUUGCAGGCCUCAACUGUCUACGAUUAAUGAAUGAGACCACAGCAGUGUCUCUGGCCUAUGGAAUCUAUAAGCAGGAUCUUCCAGCUCCAGAGGAGAAGCCCAGGAUAGUGGUGUUUGUGGAUCUGGGCCACUCUGGUUACCAGGUAUCCGUUUGUGCCUUUAACAAAGGAAAGCUCAAGAUUCUGGCUGCAGCUUUUGAUUCUGACCUCGGUGGGAAGGACUUUGACGACAUCCUGGUGAACCACUUCUGCGAAGAGUUUGCAAAGAAAUACAAACUGGACGUCAGGUCCAAACCUCGAGCUUUAGUGCGUCUUUACCAGGAGUGUGAGAAGCUGAAGAAGCUGAUGAGUGCCAACUCCUCUGACUUACCUCUCAACAUUGAAUGCUUCAUGAACGACAUUGAUGUUUCCAGCAAACUGAACAGAGGUCUGUUUGAAGAAAUGUGUGCUGGGCUGCUGGCCAAAGUUGAGGGUCCCCUGCGCAGCGUCAUGGAACAGACCAAACUGAAAAAGGAAGACAUCUACGCCGUGGAGAUUGUGGGCGGAGCCACCAGAAUUCCAGCUAUCAAGGAGCGGAUCUGCAAAUUCUUCGGCAAAGAGCUGAACACCACCCUCAAUGCAGAUGAGGCGGUGGCCCGGGGCUGUGCUCUGCAGUGUGCCAUUUUGUCGCCUGCUUUCAAAGUCAGAGAGUUCUCCAUCACGGAUGUUGUCCCAUACUCCAUUUCCCUAAAGUGGAAUUCAGCUGCAGAGGACGGACUGAGUGACUGUGAGGUUUUCCCAAAGAACCAUGCAGCUCCCUUCUCCAAAGUGCUGACUUUUUACCGGAAAGAGCCCUUCAUGCUGGAAGCCUAUUACAAUAAUAUGAAGGAGCUAAACUACCCUAAAGCAACAAUAGGUGAGUUUCUGAUCCAGAAUGUGGUUCCCCGGGCAUCAGGCGAGAGCUCCAAGGUGAAAGUGAAGGUGCGCGUCAACGUUCACGGUGUGUUCAGUGUCUCGAGCGCGGCUCUGGUAGAAGUCAUAAAAGAGGUGGAAGGAGAGGAGCCGAUGGAGACGGACCAAGGGGUGAAGGAAGAGGAGAGCAAAAUGCAAGUGGACCAUGAAGAUCAGAAACCCCAGGCUGGAGACAACGAAGACAAGAAAUCAGAGGCUGAAGAAAUGGAGACAUCACCAGAGGAUGUCAAGGAAGAGAAGAAGAAUGAUCAGCCUCCUCAAGCCAAGAAAGCCAAAGUAAAAACAAAGACUGUGGAUCUGCCCAUAGAGGGCAAACUGCAGUGGCAGCUUCCUGUUGAAGAACUUAAUACAUUUGUGGAGAAUGAGGGGAAGAUGAUCAUGCAGGACAAGCUUGAGAAGGAGAGAAAUGAUGCAAAAAACAACGUUGAAGAAUACGUGUAUGAAAUGAGGGACAAACUCAACGGCUCACUGGAGAAGUUUGUGAAUGAGGCUGAUCGUAAUGCGUUCUCAUUAAAACUGGAGGACACGGAAACUUGGUUGUAUGAAGAUGGAGAGGACCAACAGAAACAAGUUUACAUUGACAAACUAGCGGAACUGAAGAAAAUCGGUCAGCCCAUUCACGAUAAAUACCUGGAAGCUGAAGAGAGACCAAAAGCAUUUGAGGAGCUUGGCAGACAGAUACAGAUGUACAUGAAGAUUGUUGAAUCUUACAAGGCAAAGGAUGAGCAGUAUGAUCACCUGGAUGAGCUGGAGGUGACUCGGGUGGAUCAGCAGGUCAAUGAGGCCAUGGCCUGGAUGAAUACCAAAAUGAACCAGCAGAACAGCCAGAACCUCACAGUGGACCCAGUGGUGAAAGUAGGAGAAAUCAAGGCCAAGACAAAGGAGCUUUAUGCAUCCUGCAAUCCAGUGGUAACUAAACCCAAGCCCAAGGUGGAGCCUCCUAAGGAGGAGAAAACAGAGAACGGUCCAGUCAAUGGACAGGCUGAACCAGAAAGCCAGCCUGGAAACCCAGAUAAAACAAAACCAACAGCCACACAGCAGGAAACGGCAGAAAACAAGCUCCCUGAAAUGGACAUUGACUAAACUUUUGCUGCUGCCAACUUUUGAGUUUCCCAUCCGUUUGUACCACUUCUCACCUUGUUCAGCCCUUUUCUUCUGAGUUGAUUCUUAAUGACAUGGUAGCCUCUUUUGGAGACGCAGACAACAUCGUCCUUUAUCAGUGCUAUUCAUCAGACUGCCUUCACGGCAUGUGCUUUCUUAUAUUCUUUGAAUACAGAAAUAUUGCAUAAUAAUAAUAAUAAUAUUGAAAUGACUUCCUGAGGGCAGGGAAGUUGUGAGUGUGGGUUGCUAGCUUAGUUCGUGCUGCUUUGAUGAUUGUUUAGCUUUUCCUCAAGAUCUUUAAGCUAAGAAUGUCAGCAAAGUUGAAAUUGUAAAAUAUUGUUUAAAUAAGGUAUCAAAUGCGUUGGUGAAGGGGGCGUCAAUAGUUUAAAGUUGUAAGUGUCAUUUUGUGGGGCGGGGUUUUGUUUUGUUUUGGGGUUUUUUCACCACAAACACUUGUAACUCCUUGGUUAUGAUGUAUUUAGUUCAAAGAAGUUUUCUUCUCUUGUAUGUUGGAUUUAGAUACUAAGAGUUACUGUCAUGCAGUAUUUCACUGUUCUGCUUUUCUCAUUCAAAAGCAAAUGAUCUGUUUGUUCUCUGGUAGCCUUGUUGUUUUAUUUUCUACUCGACAGUGAGAUUGCUGGUGCAACAAAUCUCCUUUUUGGGUGCUGCUGUUGUUGCCACAUCACUGAAAAAUGCAAAAAUAAACCUUAGAACAAAAACUGA
Messenger RNA from Poecilia latipinna (sailfin molly), 3258 nucleotides. It is a transcript of the gene hspa4a, whose product is annotated as heat shock protein 4a. Gene Ontology annotation, molecular function: ATP binding; ATP-dependent protein folding chaperone. The record is from RefSeq and is a predicted model, not a curated record. The coding region runs from base 1 to 2517 and encodes 838 amino acids. Gene Ontology annotation, biological process: protein folding. The transcript is spliced from 19 exons. Lineage: Eukaryota; Metazoa; Chordata; Actinopteri; Cyprinodontiformes; Poeciliidae. Gene Ontology annotation, cellular component: nucleus; cytosol.